This is a messenger RNA of Wallemia ichthyophaga EXF-994, 180 nucleotides long. RefSeq lists its product as uncharacterized. The coding region runs from base 1 to 180 and encodes 59 amino acids. The record is from RefSeq and is a predicted model, not a curated record. Lineage: Eukaryota; Fungi; Basidiomycota; Wallemiomycetes; Wallemiales; Wallemiaceae. The transcript has 2 exons.
AUGAGGCUAAUUGAUAGGCUCGGAAAGAAGAAAGAGGAAGGGGAAAAGCAGCGGAGGGAUAAGAAGUCUGAUAGGUCAAGUAAAGAUGAGAAAGAAAAGGAGGAAGAUAAAGAGCAGAUACGAAAGUCGUCAAUUGUACCAGAAAUAGAUCCAACGACAAAAGAAGCUGUAAUUCCAUGA